Entelurus aequoreus (snake pipefish) is the source of this 3325-nucleotide messenger RNA. RefSeq names its product forkhead box P1b (gene foxp1b). Lineage: Eukaryota; Metazoa; Chordata; Actinopteri; Syngnathiformes; Syngnathidae. Gene Ontology annotation, molecular function: DNA-binding transcription repressor activity, RNA polymerase II-specific; RNA polymerase II cis-regulatory region sequence-specific DNA binding. Gene Ontology annotation, biological process: regulation of transcription by RNA polymerase II. Gene Ontology annotation, cellular component: nucleus. The record is from RefSeq and is a predicted model, not a curated record. The transcript has 19 exons. The coding region runs from base 447 to 2462 and encodes 671 amino acids.
GAAACAAAAUAAAUAAAUCCCUGACUGGAAGGAUAGACAGAAGAUCAACAAUACUACUAUCAGGAGACACCGAACCAAACACUGGACAUGUAAAUACACGGUUAAUGUGUAUUCGACGCCUGUCGAAGCCUAGCAAUGCUGUUGCUAACGACGCUAACUUAACAACGGGACCUCGUCAGAGCUAUGAUAAAAACAUUAGCGCUCCACCUACGCCAGCCAGCCCUCCUCUGCUCAUCAACACCCGUGCUCACCUGCGUUCCAGCGAUCGACGAUGCGGUCGGCGGCCCGGAGACGUAGGAAGUCAAGAAGCCCCCAUGUUUUUGUGCUAAGACUGCAAACUCAAUUCUGAUUGACGGAAUGGCAUGCCUGGAAAUUCAGCACCAGUGAUCAGGGCCGGAGACUCCAGUCGAGACAUCCUGUGGAGCCAGAUAUCAGGUUUUUAAGUCAUGAUGCAAGACUCUGGGGCCGAGACAACAAGCAAUGGACCACUUCAUCAAAAUGGAGGAGCGAGGGCGGAGGACAGUUCCGGGGAGGGACGCUGCAAGAGCGCCACGCCGUCAGCGGAGGUGACCGCCGCCGAUCUCGCCCGUCUCCAGCAGCACCAGGCGCUCCAGGUAGCUCGCCAGAUACUUCUGCAGCAGCAGUGUCAACUAAACGCCGGCUGCAAAUCCCCCAAAGUGGACGACAAGGACCAAAGCCUACAGGUUCCAGUGUCAGUGGCUAUGAUGACACCUCAAGUGAUAACUCCUCAGCAGAUGCAGCAGAUCCUCCAGCAGCAAGUCCUGAGCCCUCAGCAGCUCCAGGUUCUUCUCCAGCAGCAGCAAGCCCUCAUGUUACAGCAGCAGCAACUUCAGGAUUUCUACAAGAAGCAGCAGGAACAGCUCCACCUCCAGCUCCUCCAGCAGCAUGCAGGCAGCAAGCAGAGUAAAGAGCAGCCGGUGUCGGCGCAGCAGUUGGCCUUCCAGCAGCAGCUUCUUCAAGUCCAGCAGGUCCAGCAGCAACAUCUGCUCAACCUUCAGCGGCAAGGCCUGCUCACCAUCCAGCCAGGACAACCGUCCCUGCCCCUGCACUCCCUCACUCAGGGCAUAAUUCCUGCGGAGCUGCAGCAGCUAUGGAAGGAGGUAACAAACGCUCAUGUGAAGGAGGAGUACAACAACAGCAACAACAGCAGCAGCCACAACAACAGCAACAAUGGCCACCGAGGGCUUGAUCUGUCCUCCCCGACACCACCAAAGAACCCAGUCCACAACCAGCACGACGCCACCAAUGGGCAGUACAUGAGUCAUAAGAGAGAAGUAUCCACAGUGGAAGAGUCCUCCCCCCAUAGCCAUCCUCUCUACGGCCACGGUGUUUGCAAGUGGCCUGGAUGUGAAGCGGUGUUUGAUGAUUUCCAGUCAUUCCUCAAGCAUCUUAACAAUGAGCAUGCCCUGGAUGACAGGAGCACCGCCCAGUGUCGGGUGCAAAUGCAGGUCGUACAACAGCUGGAGCUGCAGCUAGCGAAAGACAAAGAGCGUCUGCAAGCGAUGAUGACGCAUCUUCAUGUCAAAUCCACAGAGCCCAAAGCCACGCCGCAACCGCUCAACUUGGUGUCCAAAGUUACAUUGUCCAAGUCGGCCCUUCCUGAAGCCUCUCCUCCGCUGAGCGUGCCCUGGACCCCCACCACGCCCACGGCACCGUACACGCCCCUGUCGCAGACCCACUCGGUCAUCACGGCCAACACCCUCCACAGCGUUGGCCCCAUGCGGCGGCGUUACUCUGAAAAAUAUAACAUGCCCAUCUCUCCAGAUCUCAGUCAGAACAAAGAAUUUUACAUGAACGCAGACGUCAGACCGCCUUUCACCUACGCCUCAUUAAUAAGACAGGCAAUCCUGGAAUCGCCAGAAAAGCAGCUAACACUAAACGAAAUCUACAACUGGUUCACGCGAAUGUUCGCGUAUUUCCGGCGCAACGCAGCGACGUGGAAGAACGCAGUCCGGCAUAAUCUUAGUCUUCACAAGUGUUUUGUGCGAGUAGAAAACGUAAAAGGGGCCGUGUGGACAGUGGACGAAAUAGAGUUCCAAAAGAGACGGCCUCAAAAGAUCAGUGGAAGUCCGGCAUUGGUGAAGAAUAUUCAGACUAGCUUGGGCUACGGUCCAACCUUCUCCGCUGCCUUUCAGGCUUCAAUGGCAGAGAACAACAUACCUCUAUACACAACUGCUUCCAUUGGAAGUCCCACCCUCAACUCCCUGGCCAACGCCAUCCGCGAGGAGCUGAAUGGAGCAAUGGACCAUGGAAACAGCAACAGCAGUGACAGCAGCCCGGGACGCUCGCCCCUGCUCGCUAUGCAUCAUCACAUCAGCGUCAAGGAAGAACCGCUAGACCCCGAGGACCACGAAGGGCCCCUCUCCCUGGUCAACCACAGUCCCGACUUCGACCACCACAGAGAUUACGACGACGACCAGGGCCACGACGACAUGCUGUGAGGAGCGUAGCGGCCGAGUCACGACAACGAACUGCAGUCUCUCGUGGCGCCGACGGCCGAAGUAACUUUUUUUUUUUUUGGUGCCAUAACGACACGACUCACUUUUUACUCGUCAUUUCCUGAAUUCAUCCUUUGGUACGUGGCGACGUGUUCGCCGUCAGAGAUGAGGGACCAAAAAUAAAAAGGGGGGACCGGCGAGAGACCCUCGCCACACAGCCAGGAAGGCGGACUGUGAUGUGGUCAUAUGCCCCCCCCCCCCUAACCCCCUCCCCCCCCAAUAUAAGGACACACAAGUUGACAGAGACCAAGUGACUGGCGUGUCAAUCACGUGCGCUUUCACUGCCUUCAACACUUUGCUUCAAGUCCGUCUGCUGUGAGUUCUUUUUUUUUUGGGUCGGGGGGGAGGGGGGAGGCGGUUCUACAAAAGCAACAUAAGGAGUCUUUCCAUCAGUCAGCGCUGUUAUUGAUGUUGUGAUUUUCUUUCUCUAAACUCAUCAGACCUCAUGUCCAGGCCGUGUGUGUAUGUGUGUGUGUGUGUGUGUGUGUGUGUGUGUGUGUGUGUGUGUGUGUGUGUGUGUGUGUGUGUGCGUGUGUGUGUGUGUGUGUGUGUGUGAGUGAAUUAGUGAUGUGCAAUACCACCGAUUUUUUUUUCCCGAUCCGAUACCAAGUAAAAUUCAGGCUGGUAUCGGCAUUACCGAUACUCUGUGCAAUUAUACCUGAUAAAAACCAAAAUUGUGUAUUUUCAAAUAAUAACAUAUCUAUCUAAAAUAAACAACAACAGUAUACAUUUAAGGAAAAAGAGCAUAACAUCGGAUUGUAAUGUAAAAAAAGCUGAAAUAAUUAAUAAUAAUAUACUUAGUCACC